Molecule: messenger RNA, 1281 nt
Organism: Adineta steineri
Lineage: Eukaryota; Metazoa; Rotifera; Eurotatoria; Adinetida; Adinetidae
Source: the annotation of a GenBank genome assembly
AUGUAUCAUAUUAUUAUUCGUCGUUUAUCAACCCAACAACAUCACUAUAAAUUAGUUGUUAUUGGUGCUGGUUGUGGUGGGUUAGCAUGUGCAUCGAAAUUUGCAAAAAAAUUGUCGAAAAAUGAAAUUGCUAUUAUUGAUAAAAAUGAUACACAUAUUUAUCAACCAGGUUGGACAUUAGCUGGUGCUGGAUUAAAAACACCUGAUGAACUUGAAAAAUCACAAUCACAAUGUAUUCCAACUAAUACAACUUGGAUUCAAUCAAAUGCCAGUCAAAUUCAACCAGAAAAAAAUCUCGUAGAAUUAGAUGAUGGAAAACAAAUUACAUAUGAUUAUCUCAUUGUUGCUGCUGGUAUUCAAACACGUUAUGAUAAAAUAAAAGGAGCUAUUGAUGCAUUAGAUAAUGAUCCAAAACAUGUAGUUAGUAUUUAUUCGAGAAAAUAUGUUCGUAAUGUUUAUAAUACACUUAAUAAUUUUCGUGGUGGCGAAGCAAUAUUUACAUUUCCUGGUACACCGAUUAAAUGUCCUGGUGCACCACAGAAAAUAAUGUAUCUUGCGGAAGAUUUAUUUCGAAGAAAUAAUAUUCGUGAUAAAACUACUGUUAUAUAUAAUACAGCAUUACCAGUUAUAUUUGGUGUUAAAAAAUAUGCUGCUGCUCUAAUGGAAGUUGUCAAAGCAAGAAAUAUUCAAUUAAAUACAAGAUUAAAUCUUGUUGAAGUACGUGCUGAUUCAAAAGAAGCUAUUUUUGAAAAUCUUGAUCAACCAGGUACAAUGAAAACAUUUAAAUAUGAUUUAUUACAUAUUGGUGCACCAAUGGCACCUUAUGAAUUUUUAGCAAAAUCACCAUUAGCUGAUGCAAAUGGUUUUGUUGAUGUUGUUAAAGAAACAUUACAGCAUAAGAAAUUUCCUAAUAUUUUUGCUAUUGGUGAUUGUACAAAUCUUCCAACUAGUAAAACAGCUGCUGCCAUAGCGGGAUCAAAUUCUAUUCUUGUUAGAAAUUUAAUUAAUCUUAUGGAUGGAAAAUCUGAUAGCGUUCCAAAAUAUGACGGAUAUACAAGUUGUCCACUUGUAACAGGUUUUGGUAAAUGUAUUUUAGCAGAAUUUGAUUUCAAUGGACAACCAUUAGAAACAUUACCAAUUGAUCAAGGAAAAGAACUUCGUCUUUCGUAUAUAUUAAAAAAAGAUGUUAUGCCAUCGAUGUAUUGGAAUAUGUUAAUCAAAGGUACAUGGAAUGGUCCAGGCACACUUCGUAAAAUGUUUCAUCUCGGGAUGACAAAAUAA